GAGAGGAGAGGAUGUCUUUUUCGGGAAACGAAAGUUAAAAUCCAUAAAAACCAAAAGCAACCGACGUGGAAGCAGUUCUCUCUUUCAGGAGAAAAGUAAAACGCAUUUUUGGAACAAAUUGUCAGACAGACAGGAAACACAACAAGGAAUGGCCUCUGCUAACACUUCCUGGUCUGAGGAGGACUUCUCAUGUUCCAUCUGUCUGGAUGUGUUCAGCAGCCCCGUUACCACACCAUGUGGACACAACUUCUGCAUAACCUGUAUUACAAAGUUCUGGGAUGAACAAGUCAAGUACAAAUGUCCUGUUUGCAACAAGAUUUUCGACACAAAACCUGAUCCACCGGUCAAUACCCUCUUAUCAGAGCUGGCUGCUCAGUUUAGAACAACCGUGCGAGUUAAAGAGCAGCCUUGUGUUGAACCAGCAGAAGUUCCCUGUGACGUCUGUACUGGGACCCAGCUGAAGGCUGUGAAGUCCUGCCUAGAGUGUUUUAUGUCUUUCUGCCAAACCCACCUGGUGCCACAUCAGAGAGUCGCAGUCCUGAAGGGACAUCGGCUGGUCGAGCCUAUGGACCGUCUGGAAGACAGGAUGUGUAAGAAACACAACCGACUUCUGGAGCUCUUCUGCCCGACUGAACAGGUGUGUGUGUGUCAGUUCUGCACAGAGUCAGACCACAAGUCCCAUCCUGUUGUACCUCUGAAGGAGGAAUAUGAAGUGAAGACGGCCCAGCUGGGGAAGAUAGAGGCUGAAGUUCCACAGAUGAUCCAGGAGAGAAAACAAAAGAUUAAGGAGAUCAAAGACAGAGUAGAACUGAGCAACAAAGUUGCAGACAGAGAGAUAGCCAUUGGUGGGCAGGUCUUCACUGCUCUGAUAGGCUGUGUAGAAAAGUGCCGGGAUGAAUUCAACCAAACGGUUCAAGAGGAACUGAAAUCCACAGAGAAACAAGCUGAAGACCUCAUCAAAGAGCUAGAGCAGGAAAUAGAAGAUCUGACCAAUAGAUGCUCAGAGGUGAAGCAGCUCUCACACACUAAAGACCACCUCCACUUCCUCCAGACCUUCAGAUCCCUGAAGGAUCCUCCACCCACCAGGGACUGGACCACGGUGGAGGUCCGUCCUCCGUCAUACGUAGGGACCUUGAGGAGAUCCCUGGAUCAGCUGGAGGAGACACUGAACAUGGAGAUGAAGAAGCUGAGUGAUGAUGCUGUACUGAAGAGGGUCCAGCAGUAUGAAGUAGAUGUGACUCUGGAUCCUGAUACAGCUAAUGGCUGGCUCAUCCUGUCUGAGGAUGGGAAACAAGUACAUGAUGGAGGUGUGAGGAAGGAACUCCGAGACAACCCUAACAGAUUUACAAAGAAUAUAUUUGUUCUCACGAGGCAGAGCUUCUCAGGGAGAUUUUACUUUGAGGUCCAGGUUAAAGACAAGACUUAUUGGUUGUUAGGAGUGGCCAGAGAGUCCAUCGACAGAAAAGGUUGGACCACGUUGACCCCUAAGACGGGUUACUGGACUCUUUUCUACUACAGGGAUAGGUUUGCAUUUAAAGAUAACCCUCCUGUCCGUCUCCCUCUGAGAGCUGGGCUCCAGAAGGUGGGGGUGUUUGUUGAUUAUGAUGAGGGUGUGGUCUCCUUCUAUGAUGUGGAAGCCAGGGUUCAUAUCUACUCUGCUACUGGCUGCACCUUCAGUGAGCCUCUCUAUCCACUCCUCUACCCAGGUUCCCGUGAUUAUAAAGGUAACAACUCUGCCCCCCUGAUCAUCUCACCUGUCAAUCAAACAGACUAGGACCUUUGUUUGAUAAUAAAACAAAUAAACAACCAAAACAACUGUUGUUUACUGAAUUUGAAUCUCUACU
This is a messenger RNA of Gadus chalcogrammus (walleye pollock), 1844 nucleotides long. RefSeq names its product E3 ubiquitin-protein ligase TRIM39-like. Gene Ontology annotation, molecular function: zinc ion binding; protein binding. The record is from RefSeq and is a predicted model, not a curated record. Bases 149 to 1774 code for a protein of 541 amino acids. The transcript has 2 exons. NCBI's taxonomy places the organism in Eukaryota, Metazoa, Chordata, Actinopteri, Gadiformes, Gadidae.